AUGAUUCAUCUAAGAAAAGAGCCAAAAUACAUUGUAACUCUCAUCAGCUUAUUACUACCAUUCACCUUUCUCCUAAUGUUCUUACCAACCGUCGUUUCAUCUCAUUCCCUCCACAAAACGCAGCAUCUUACAUCCUCAGGUAACAUCAUCGAGCUCCUCGUCGCCACGUUAAACCAAACCAUCUCCAAGGUCAAUCUUUCUUCCUCAAACUUCUCCAACCUCCAAACGAGUCUCGGCUCAAACCUAACACAUCGCGACCGUUGCGCGUUUGGUGACUGUCUCGAGCUACUCGAUGACACUGUCUUGGAUCUCACCACCGCUAUUUCCGAGCUCCAGUUUCCUUCGCCGGAGCUCUACAGCGUCAGUAUGUUGCUCAGCGCCGCUAUGACGAAUACACGAACGUGUCUUGAUGGCUUCGCCUCUAGCGACCACGACGAGAAUACUAAUGGUAAUAGUAAGACGACGUAUGGAGUUGCUGAGAGCAUGAGGGAGAGUCUUUUCAAUAUCUCUAGACAUGUCAGGGAAUCAUUGGCUAUGCUUGAGAAUAUUCCAGGAAAAUUAGAUAAUGAUGUUGGGUUUCGGACGUGGGUCGACCGGAAACUCCUUCAGGAUCCGACGGAUGGGACUAAGUUUGAUCUGGUGGUGUCUCAAAAUGGUAGCGGAAACUUCACAACCAUUGGUGAAGCCGUGUCGGCCGCUCCCAACUCGAGCGAAACCAGAUUUGUGAUAUGUAUAAAGUAUGGAGUAUAUUUCGAGAACAUAGAAAUACCGAGGGAGAAAACGAUGAUAAUGUUUGUCGGAGACGGAAUCGGACGGACACUAAUAAAAGCUAAUCGCAGCGGCGCAGAUGGAUGGACAGCAUUCAACUCUGCUACUGUGGGCGUAAGAGGUAGUGGCUUCAUAGCUAAGGACAUAUCAUUCGUGAACGAUGCUGGACCGACCAAACACCAGGCUGUGGCGUUGAGAAGCGGGUCUGACCUCUCUGCUUUUUACAGAUGCAGCUUUGAAAGCUACCAAGACACCAUUUACGUCCACUCUCACAAACAGUUCUAUAGAGAAUGCGAUAUAUAUGGCACGGUCGAUUUCAUAUUUGGUGACGCAGCGGCUGUGUUCCAGAACUGUAGUCUCUAUGCUCGUAGACCAAAUCCAAACCAGAGAAUCACAUAUACUGCUCAAGGUCGAGAAGAUCCUCGUCAACCCACGGGUAUUUCUAUAAUAAACUGCAAGAUCUUGGCUGCUCCCGAUUUGAUCCCUGUGAAGGUUGACUUUAAAGCAUACUUAGGUCGUCCAUGGCAAUUAUAUUCCAGAACGGUUAUUAUAAAAUCGUUUAUUGAUGAUUUGGUAGAUCCAGAUGGAUGGUUGAAGUGGAAAGACGAGUUUGCUCUUGACACUUUAUAUUUUGGAGAGUAUAUGAAUGAAGGGCCUGGUUCGAACAUUACAAACCGGGUCAAAUGGUCUGGUUUUAAACCUAUUGAAACCGCAAUAGAAGCAACUCAGUUCACUGUCGGUCCGUUUAUUGAUGGUAACAAAUGGCUUAACUCUACUGGAAUUCCUUUUACUCCGGAUCUCUAAGCAUGAUGUUGUAUAUUUAGAAAUCUAAUGGGUUAUAUGUUUAAAUUACAUUGCAAAAUAUGUUCUCUAAAGAAGAACUAGGGUUCGACGGCAGGCCUCUGCAUGUAUUUUUC
Eruca vesicaria subsp. sativa (arugula) is the source of this 1685-nucleotide messenger RNA. The record is from the annotation of a GenBank genome assembly. Lineage: Eukaryota; Viridiplantae; Streptophyta; Magnoliopsida; Brassicales; Brassicaceae.